CGCGACCAAGAAAACGCAAGCCGAGUCAAAAGGUGGUAGAAGCCGCAAGCUUAAAUGACGAAACAAGCGGAGGAAAGCAUGCCAAUAAAAGACCAAAAAGCAACAAGUCAAAGUCGGGAGACGUUCGAACACCCAAACCUAAGGAACUGCAAAAUAGUGUACAAGGCGAAAAGAUAAGAAAUAUAAUGAGCAGGAGAAGGUUCCCAGAGGAUGACCUCGAGGUUUCCAGUGUUUCGGCCUCUGCCUCAUCAUCCACUUCACGCCCCACUAAUGCUUUACAACCACUUAAACCCCCAUCUAAUACUCCACAACAACUCACAACCCCUCCGCAUCAAUCUAAUACCCCACGACCACUCACACCCCUUUCGCGUCAAUCUAAUAACCCACGACCACACAAACCCCCUCCGCGUCAAUCUAAUACAACACAACCACCAGCAUAUCCUCCGCGUCAAUCUUAUGCCUUACAACAAACCACACCGCUACACACUUAACAACCACUCCGGCCCACUCCACGUCGUCCAUCAGACACCCCACAACCAUUCACACCCCCCUCCACGCCCAUUUGAUGACUUGCGUCCACUUUCAUCCACUCCACGCCAAUCCACAACCAGACCAAAGUUUACUCCGUUCACACACACCACGUCACAGUUUACUUCAUCUUAUUCUUUGCAAGCCACUAAUACUUUAAUGCGAACAGCACUUAAUGCAUCUAAUAAUUGGCAAGUCAAUUCUUCAAUAACUGGCGAUUCUAACCUAUCACUCGAAUACGACACUCCUGAUCCAUUAAUUACUAACUCCUUUUCCAGUUAUUCCGCUAUGUUGGAAGAUGAGCAACCCAACAACUGGGAAACAUUCGCUCAUAGCACUACUUCUGCCAUCCAAGACCUCAAGGCAGAGGUCGAAACACUUAAACAAGAGGUCAAAAACCUGAAAAGAAAACUAAAGGUUAACAAAGAUGUUCCUGCAGAGGAUCAACCCAGUCCAGUGUCACAACAAAAGCAGAAAAUUAAGUACCUCUCAAAGCCCCUGGAAGGGAUGAAAAGGCUCCUCUCAGACCUCUUCACCGAAGAAGAACUCAUGCGGUGUACUCUGAAGGGGAAGGGGAGGUCCAGGGAUGUCCUGGACAGCAACAAGCUGCAGAUGAUUUAUGGUGCAAUGAGAGGAAAUUAUGGGAUGACAGAUGAGAAAGUGGACCAGCUGAUUAGAAAUCAGCAAAAAUCCUUAAAAGACAAAACCAAAAAAAGUCUUCAGUACAGCUAAGUGAAAUUUCCAUUGUCUGUGUAAAAUGUUCGCUUUAGAGGUUUUUUUUAAUCAUAGAGAUAUAUUAGCUUGCCUAGCACUUUUUGUUGUAUACCAACUUUUUGUCGAAUCUGGUUUUGUCUUUUAACGAUUUUUGCUGAUUUCUAUAACGUUAUAGAAGGCACUGUUCACGUUGUAUCCGAAAAUUAUAAAGUUGAUAUCAAAUAUAUAAAGAUAUAAAGUUGAUUAUUAAAUUUUGAGAUAAUUGUAAUUUAGUUCUGUAUUAUAAAAAAUUACAUUUCUUGCUGGAAAAUAUUGCUAGCUACUUGUAAUAAAUUAACGGAUAUUCAAGAAAGUCGUAUGAUAUUCUGCAAAAUGACAAUAUAUCGCAAAAUAAAAUAUAUAUCGCAAAAUAAAAUGUUAUUGUCGACAACAAUAACCUAAAUUUCCUACAAUUCCGAAAAAUCUCAUAAUAUCCGAUUAUGUAUUCACUAAAAUCCAAGAAAAUUCCGAAAAAUCUCAAAAUAUCCGAUUAUGCAUUCACUAAAAUCCAAUAUUGCCUAAGAAUAUCGCACUUUAUUGCAAAAGAAAUGUAAUGUAUUUGAGAAAAACCUUAGGAUCAAAACGAAUAAACAGUAAUGGCGGACUCUCGUUGUUUAUUGCUGUUACCCAGAAAACCUUGCGGUCAUACAAACAGGAAUCCCAAACAUUACAUACUGCCCCACCCAAGUUUACAACUAAAAGAUACUUGCUUGCUGAGGCCAGUAAAACUAUCAAAUUUAUACACACAACAUGUCAA
Nematostella vectensis (starlet sea anemone) is the source of this 2038-nucleotide messenger RNA. RefSeq names its product LIM domain-containing protein A. The record is from RefSeq and is a predicted model, not a curated record. The transcript has 6 exons. NCBI's taxonomy places the organism in Eukaryota, Metazoa, Cnidaria, Anthozoa, Actiniaria, Edwardsiidae. The coding region runs from base 211 to 1260 and encodes 349 amino acids.